CAGCUCCAUGAGACUGUGAAAAGAAAGCUGGAUAGUGCUGCUUCCCCUCAGAAUGGAGACCAGCAGAAUGGCUAUGGUGAUGUGUUUUCUGUGUCCAAGAAACCUCGUCGUGAGGAUGGUCUUGGAGUGGGUGGUUCUUCCAACGGAAUGCCCCCUGUGUCUCCACUCCAUCACCUUGACAAGAAAUCUGCCAAUGGAGAUACCUUGCAGCUGAACGGGAAGCAUCCCAUGGGGCUGGAUGGCAUCAGCAAGAAGUGUCUUCCAGAUUCCAGCCUGCAGAUGAAUGGAGGUGGUGAUGCUGAUGACUCAUUUCCUCUGAGUUUGAACAAAGAGAUGAAGCAGGAGCCUGUAGAUGAUGAUCUUCCAUGUGUGAUUGCUGGAACAGGGACAUCUAUAUCUCAGAAUAACUUGAUGCCUGAUCUUAAUCUAAAUGAGCAAGAAUGGAAGGAACUUAUUGAGGAGCUUAAUAGAUCAGUGCCCGAUGAAGACAUGAAGGAUCUCUUUAACGAAGACUUCGAAGAGAAAAAAGAUGCAGAUUCUUCAAAUUCAGCUGCACAGACUCCAUUGCCACAAGAUAUUAACAUAAAGACUGAGUUUUCCCCAGCACCCUUUGAGCAAGAGCAGCUGGGAUCUCCCCAGGUUAGAUCCACUUCUUCAGGUUCAGCAUUUAUUAGUGCUGCUUCAGUACCUGUGAGCACUGCUUCUCCAGCAGUUGGUAGUUCUCAGGCUAUGUUCCAGCCUUCCAGUCAGUCAAUGACUGAAAAUUCUAAUCAGCCCAUGAUGCAGGCAUCAAACCACUCUCAGAACGUCCAGAGGCCUCUCCCCAGUGUGUUGUUACCUGGGAAGGGUGCAGUAAGUGCCAAAGAAAUGUCUUCUGCUCAUCAACUUCAGCAGAUUGCUGCCAAGCAGAAGAGAGAUCAGAUGUUGCAGAACCAGCAACAAGCAUCACAAGUCCACCAAACAAAUCAGAUGUCUACAUGGCAACAGUCUGGGCCUUCUCAUAGUCCACUGGCUGUCCCCUAUACCAUGGAAAAUCCCACUAGCCCAUCAGUUUAUCCGCCAGACUUUGGCAAUCAGAAACUCAUGAUGCCUAACAUGGGAAAUAAAAGCUCACCGAGAGCUGGAGGCAAUUACCAUGUGAACAUUUUGGGUCAUCAGCAAAACAGCUUGAACCAGAACCCUGUGAACAGUCAAGGUUCUAUGCUAGACUAUGGGAACACCAAACCCCUUUCACAUUACAAAGCAGAAUGUGAGCCGGGGGUCACAGUGCCAGGGCAGAGCAAGACUCCCAUGCUGGCAUACAUCCAGCAGCGCCAGCAGCCACCGCUGUCCCAUGUGAGUGAUGACCAAAACGGGAUGAUCCUGUUGAAACCCAAGUCUGGAAACAUUGCCUACAGACUGCCACACGGUCAGGAUCAAAACCCUUCUACUAACGUUCCUCGCGUUCCAGUUUCUGUUCCGGGCCCUGGUGUGGGUGCCCAGGCUCCAAACGUCUCCAUGGCAGGUAACCACAGCAGCUCAGCUUAUCUCAGCAAUCAGCAGCAAGCAGCAGUGAUGAAGCAACAUCAAAUGCUGAUGGACCAGCAGAAGCAGAGAGAGCAGCAACAAAAGCACCUGCUCAUGGAGCAACAAAAGCAGCAAUUCCUAAUGGAACAGAGGCAGCAGCAUCUGCUGGCAGAACAGGAGAAGCAGCGGCAGCAGCAGGAGCAGCAGCUGCAGCGACACCUGACUCGGCCUCCUCCCCAGUACCAGGACCAGCCACAGAAUCCUUACCAGCAGCAGGUUGGGCAGUUCACAGGGUCAUCUCCAGCCAUGCCUGGGGUCAGUAACUUGGGACAGUCCAGCUCCAGUAGUCCACGGAUGUUUCCUCAGACCCAGAACAUGAUUCAGAUGGGACCUGGGCACACUCCUGUUCCUCCACUCCAGUCGGGCUCCAGCCAGCAGGACCGAGGGGUGACUCAGUACAGCAAUCUGCAGAACAUGCAGCGUGGGGGAUUGUACAGCCUGGCACCUGGCAUGGCACAGAUGGUUCCCCAGCACGCGGCGCCGAGUGCCAACGGACAGCCAGCCAUGCAGAGACAAGGCAGCUUGGGUCAGGGUGCUGCUGUUCCUGCUGGCUAUGGGCAGAACACCUUAGCAAACUCAAGUAUUUCUCAGCAGCACAACAAAGGUGCACUGAAUCCAACCUUAUCUAAGCCACAGAUGGCAAGAGUGCCAGCUGCUAUGGGGGCUCAAAAUCCAUCUUGGCAACACCAAGGUAUCCCUAAUAUUAACAACCAGACGCAAGCAAACAGUGGCUUAGGACCAUUUACUGCCAACUCCUCUUUCCACAUGCAGCAAACACAUCUAAAGAUGGCCAACCAGCAGUUUGCCCAAGGAAUGCCUCAGGUAAGCCUAAGCACCAGCAGGCCCAUGACCUCCAUGAAUGCUGCUGUCUCUGGGCAGAUGUUGUCCUCAUCUUUAGGUGCACAGCAGCGGACAAACCCACCCACACAGCAGCAGGUACCCUCACAGCAAGUCUUGCCUGGCAUGAACCAAACUGUUCCAGAUCUGAAUGCUUUCAACCAGAAUCCAAAUCAGCAAAUGCCCAACAGAGGUAACCUGCACUGUAGCCAAGGGUACCCUGUGAGGACGACCAGCCAGGAACUGCCUUUCGCCUACAGCAGCCAGUCGGGCAAUAAUGGACUUCAGAACUUAACUGGUGACACAGAUCUGAUAGACUCUUUGCUGAAAAACAGGACUUCAGAGGAGUGGAUGAACGAUCUAGACGAGUUGUUAGGAACUCAUUAA
Molecule: messenger RNA, 2790 nt
Organism: Acanthisitta chloris (rifleman)
Lineage: Eukaryota; Metazoa; Chordata; Aves; Passeriformes; Acanthisittidae
Gene: MAML1
Product: mastermind-like 1 (Drosophila)
Exons: 4
Biological process (GO): positive regulation of transcription of Notch receptor target
Cellular component (GO): nucleoplasm
Molecular function (GO): transcription coactivator activity
Source: RefSeq, a predicted model, not a curated record